Molecule: messenger RNA, 2202 nt
Organism: Brachypodium distachyon (stiff brome)
Lineage: Eukaryota; Viridiplantae; Streptophyta; Magnoliopsida; Poales; Poaceae
Product: phosphomevalonate kinase, peroxisomal
Exons: 11
Coding region: 372-1910 (512 amino acids)
Biological process (GO): isopentenyl diphosphate biosynthetic process, mevalonate pathway
Cellular component (GO): peroxisome
Molecular function (GO): phosphomevalonate kinase activity; ATP binding
Source: RefSeq, a predicted model, not a curated record
GCUGCCCUCCCCAGCCCCAGCGCCCCGCCACUCCCCCUGAUCCCCUCACUGGCCCUCCGCCGACCUCACCGCUCCCCAGGCGCAGUCGGACCCUGCGUCGUCACUCCCCGUCCCCGCUCGCGCUCCCCGCCGCCUUCCAGCGUCCACGUCGUGCCAACGAUCCGGAGAGCUCGAUCCUCAAGCCUGUCUCCAUCUAUCUGAAUUUUAGUGUUACAAGCCACCGCUCCUCGGUUUGUCCGCCAGAGUCAGAAGCGCGCUACGCUGCGCUGCGUGCAAGACUGCAAGGGCUUCUGCUCAACCCAAUCAUCCCACCGUCUCGGAUACCGCCGCAUCGCACCUUCACUUCAGUCGCUGAGAAAAGGAGGGAGAUCAUGGAAGUGGUCGCCUCAGCGCCGGGGAAGGUGCUCGUCGCGGGAGGAUACCUGGUGCUGGAGCGCCCCAACCCCGGCCUCGUCCUCAGCACCACAGCCCGCUUCUACGCCAUCAUUCGCCCGAUCCACGACGAACUCAGCCCCAACUCCUGGGCAUGGGCGUGGUCGGAUGUGAAAGUAACAUCCCCUCAGCUCUCCCGGGAGGCCACUUACAAGCUGUCCCUCAAGAAUUCAACGCUCCAAUUGACGUCUGCAAGGGAGUCUGCAAACCCUUUUGUAGAGCAGGCGAUACAAUUUUCCAUAGCAGCUGCUAAAGUGACUAUUACUGAUAAGGAGAAGAAGGACGCACUAGACAAGCUGCUGUUGCAAGGUUUGAACAUCACAAUUUUGGGUUGCAAUGAUUUUUAUUCUUACAGAAACCAGAUUGAAGCACGUGGUCUACCUCUUAGUCCAGAGGUAUUGCUUUCAUUGCCUUCAUUUUGUUCAAUUACGUUUAACUCGGAAGAUGCUAAUGGAACAAUGACUGGAGAAAAAUGCAAACCUGAAGUGGCAAAAACUGGACUUGGGUCAUCAGCUGCCAUGACUGCAUCAGUUGUCGCCGCUCUUCUUCACUAUCUUGGAGCUGUUAACCUUUCGUGUUUGGGUCAAUCCUCCAGUGAUAGUGUGACUGGACGAGAUCUUGACUUGGUGCAUGCUAUUGCUCAAAGUUCACAUUGUAUAGCACAAGGGAAAAUUGGUAGUGGUUUUGAUGUCAGUGCUGCUGUCUAUGGGAGUCAGCGUUACACAAGGUUUUCUCCAGAAAUACUCUCCUCAGCUCAGGUUACAGGUGGGAGUUGCUUGCCAGAUGUGGUAGCAGAUCUUGUUACACGGAGGUGGGAUCAUGAGAAGACCCAGUUUUGUUUGCCUCCUCUGAUGUGCCUGCUUCUGGGGGAACCUGGAACUGGAGGAUCAUCUACUCCGUCAAUGGUUGGAUCUGUGAAACAGUGGCAGAAGUCUGACCCUCAGAAAUCCAAAGAUACAUGGAGCAAGUUGGGAACGGCUAAUUCAGUGCUGGAGAACCAAUUGAGAAACUUAAACAAACUUUCUGAAGAUCAUUGGGAAGCCUAUGAAUAUAUAGUGCGGUCCUGUAGUCAUCUCACAUGCAUGAAGUGGACAGAGGUGGCUACUAAUCAGCACCAGGAAUUGGUUGUUAUGUCAUUAUUGGCUGCUAGAGAUGCUUUCCUUGAAAUAAGGCUUCAUAUGCGAGAGAUGGGCGUAGCAGCUGGGGUUCCAAUUGAGCCGGAAUCACAAACUCAACUUCUGGACGCCACUAUGAAUAUGGAAGGUGUUCUACUAGCUGGUGUUCCUGGAGCAGGUGGCUUUGAUGCAGUUUUCUCUGUGAUCUUGGGUGAAGCAAGUGAUGCUGUAGCGAGUUUCUGGAGCUCAGUUGGUGUCCUACCACUUCUUGUUCGAGAAGACUCUCGGGGUGUUUCAUUGGAAGCUGGUGAUCCAAGAGCGAGGGAAGUGUCAACCGCUGUUGCAUCAAUACAGAUUGACUGAUACUCCUGUCGAACAAUUCUGUACUUUUUCUAGGGUGUAUUGUGGUGUCUCGUUCAUUUAGCUCAAAAAGUUUCAUGGUUAGAAUAAGUGCUCAGCACGGAGCAGGAUAUUAUGUUGUUGACAGGAAAGUGCUUGAGUGAAAAUGAGAAACUUUAGUUACUUAAAUGGAAUGGAAGUAGUGCCUGUAGGCAUGCAAUGCACGGGAAGUGUGCAGAUUUUUCGACAAGUUCAGGAUAGUCUGAUAAAAUUUGAAUCCUCUAUUUGAUUUUUGUUAGGGUUUUCCAUGGUAGAA